Penicillium waksmanii is the source of this 462-nucleotide messenger RNA. RefSeq names its product mago nashi family protein. Gene Ontology annotation, cellular component: nucleus; exon-exon junction complex. Bases 1 to 462 code for a protein of 153 amino acids. The transcript has 7 exons. Lineage: Eukaryota; Fungi; Ascomycota; Eurotiomycetes; Eurotiales; Aspergillaceae. The record is from RefSeq and is a predicted model, not a curated record. Gene Ontology annotation, biological process: RNA splicing.
AUGUCGACUAACGAGGUGUUUUACCUCCGAUACUACUCAGGUCACUCUGGGCGGUUCGGGCAUGAGUUCCUAGAAUUCGAUUUCCGUACCCUAGCCGAUGGCAGCAGUGCCGCCGUGCGUUACGCGAAUAACUCCAACUACCGCAAUGACUCCCUCAUCCGCAAAGAAAUGUGUGUGAGCCCGGCCAUGAUCCAGGAGAUCAAGCGCAUCAUCAAGGAUAGUGAAAUCAUGAAGGAGGACGACUCCAAGUGGCCCCAGAAGAACAAGGACGGACGCCAGGAGCUGGAGAUCCGCCUUGGAAGUGAGCACAUCUCGUUUGAGACCGCGAAAAUUGGCUCCCUUGUGGAUGUCACUGAAUCGUCGGAUCCUGAAGGUCUACGAGUGUUUUAUUACCUCGUACAGGACUUGAAAGCCCUUAUUUUCUCGCUUAUUUCUCUCCACUUCAAGAUCAAGCCCAUCUAA